AUGACUCUGCACAACCUUGCAAGGGCCGAAAGAAGAGGGUCAAGUGGUCUUGGCACGACCACCAACAUGUCCUCUGUUAACAAAGCACACGCUCUGACUACCGUGCAUGGGCCAAGUGGAUCAGGGCGGUCAGCGCUUUGCCGAACGGCAGGAUACCUUUUGUCCAAGACUACCGGCCUCUUCGUUCUACUGGUGCGGUGCAAGCUUCUCGCAGCAGAGGCUGUACGGUUCCCGAUCAUCAAGGAUUUACUUGUUACCGUCGGAGUGGCUUGUGCUCUUCACGCCCCUUCUCUCCUCAUCCUCGACGAUCUGGAUGCACUGUGCGGGGUGGUGGACGCACAUAACCAGACUGGUCCGUCCUUGAUGGACGCGAGGAGUAUCCAGCUCUCUGACUUUCUUGCGGACCUUUUACCGUCACUUGCUGCUGACGUGUUUUUCAACGGUAGAGCUCGAUCCUACUGCGGCAUGGAUCAUCAAAUCGUGUCAAGUCUGGGGCAACGCCGAAUUCCACCUGACCGCCUGGACGCACAUGCAGCCAUCUAUCCUCUGCCAGCGUUCGUCGUUAUAGCAACAUCGCAGUCCCCGACGACACUGAAUCAAAGCUUGCGAACGUCAAAGCUUUUCGGAGGGGAGAAAAUACAGCUGAGGAACCCUGCAACGUCCCGGGAGCGAGAUGAAGUUCUCCGGCACCUGCUACGACUGCAAUUACAACGCCACCAUCGAACUCAAGAAGACGAGACUGCAAGGGACCGACUCUGGUAUAUGGUUGAUACCGAGCACUAUGGAGGACCUUUGAAAGCAUCAGGAAGGAAAUGGAGUUCCACAUCAACAACACGGUCUCCAACUGGGAGACCUCUUCAGAUCCACGCAGAUGUGUGGGAAAGCACAGCAGCUCUUAGCCAAAAAAUGGAAGGCUUCUCCCUUGCAGAUUUCAAGGCUCUAAUCCGACAAGCAAUUGUGGAGGCACAAUAUGAGUCCUCUAUUGAGCUCAAUGAACGCAGCACUCGUGCGGAACUUGAAGCUUUGGGACAUCAAACGCUCCUGUGGCGCGCCCCCCGGCCUAAUAGCACCUUGGAGACGUCCCCCUUCCCAGAAAAGAGAAGCCCGAGGAAUGGGGUGCUGCUGCGUCGAAGACACGUCGACCGAGCGUACCGGGAUUUUACACCGCGGGCACUACAACUAAAAGGCUUUCUAAAGACCAACUUGACGCUGCAGAAUGUUGGAGGCCUGGACAAGGUGAAAGAAGAUCUUCUUGAUAUGCUCAAGAUGGAGAGCACUUACGGGCUAGUGUUACGACGGGCUGGGGUGUCUAUUCAUCGUGGUGUUCUGCUGAUCGGACCUCCCGGCUGUGGCAAAACUUUCAUAGCGAAGGCUGUGGUUGGGGACCAACAGAUGCGAUGCUUGGAGGUAAAGGGACCCGAAUUGCUGAGCAAAUAUAUAGGGUCAAGCGAGGCAGCAGUUCGAGAAGUGUUCACAAAGGCUCAACAGGCAAAGCCGUGCAUUGUCAUCUUUGAUGAGAUAGACGCUCUGGCGACGAAACGUGCCGCUGAUAGCUCUGGUGUGACUGACCGCGUCGUAAACCAGCUUCUUUGCUACUUGGACGGAGUCGAAGAGCGGCAGGAAGUCUACGUGAUCGCCACUACUUCCCGUCCCGAUCUAGUCGACCCCGCUUUGCUCCGCCCUGGUCGCUUGGAGAAGGUUUGUUACUGUGGACUGCCGACAACAAGGAGUCAGCGGUUGGAGAUUUUGAAGGUAUCUACGAACAUAACCACAUUGGCUAAUGAUGUUUCCCUGGAAGAGCUUGAGAAAACCAUGUCGUGGGAGUUCUCACCAGCGGAUAUUCAUGCCGCUGUAAAGUCCGCACAACUCGCGGCUGUUCAUGAGCUGCUUGGCGAGACAUCCGUAGAUGGACUACAGGAUCCACUGAGGAUGUCAAGCUGCGAGGAAAGGAAGACAGAAGCAGUCAGCGACGGAACAGAAACGACUGUGGAUCUGUUAACUGAACAAUCGAAUCGCUUCGGGAGCUUCGAAAGAAGGCUGAAACCUUUGAAGCCCGAUCCGUCCUCAAAGAGGGUGCCCGUUAGUCAGCAUCACUUGCUGCUCGGUGUCGCUGCCACGAAGCCCUCGAUGACACCAGGGGAAAUUCAUCGGUACCAUCGCCUCUACGCCCCGUUCUUGCCUCCAAACUACAUAGAAGAUAUUCGAGCCCUUGAGUCUCUACUAUCGGCGUCUACCACUCACCGUGAUCGCUCUUCCACUACUAGAAUUGACAAGACUCCGUCGCCGCCAUCGGAACAAACACCGUCUUCAGCCACAUCAAGCACGGGCGGUGGUCGGUGUCGCAUGGUAAAAGCCUUUGCUCCGCGGAUUCGAGCACCAGCUGCACGCUCUCGAAGUGCCCCGGCCAGCGCUAUUGUGUCCGCAGGAGGUCUGCGGUCGGAUUCUCGUGAACCUAUCAGAAGCUGUUCCAGAAGGUCGUUCAGUCUACGGUUUUGCGGGCACAGAUCAGGUUCGUUCCCGCCAGUCAUGACUGCAGAAACUGUGAAGUCUGAGUCCCCACAAGACUACGGCGUCGAGGCAAAAUGCUCCUCCGGAAAGUCCUCUGGCGCUCUGUUCAAAUCCGUAGCAGCAGCACGAUCAAAUUGCAAAGCUUCUCACACUGAGCGGUUUUCGGGAAAAAGUAGUUACAAAAGAAGCAGCACUGGGGGAGAACGGCACUCGAACAAAGCAGAGUCAGUAAAAAUGGGCGUCCGGUCGCCUCGGUGUCUGGUCCAGAGACACAAGUUUGAGAAUACAUAUAGUAGCAUGAGCCGGAAAAGUGUGGAUAGCCAGAAACACGACUCUCGGAGUCUGCUGAACUCACGGACUGCCUCAGGGGCCGAAUCCACUGGCAAUGCCCUGGGUCAUGAAAUUGGGAUAUCCGCUUUGUGGGGUGCAGGUGAGCCUUCUCUUCAGAUGAUGGACGACGGCAGGUCCGCCGAAACGAGAGAUGCGUUUGGCUCCACAGAGGUGAAGCAAGACACAAGAAAGACAACCCAGAAGAAGAAACGGAGGAACCGAUGCUGCACGGCUUUAUCAAGGGUUGCGCUAGCUUAG
Toxoplasma gondii ME49 is the source of this 3096-nucleotide messenger RNA. Its product is annotated as ATPase, AAA family protein. The transcript is spliced from 13 exons. Gene Ontology annotation, cellular component: peroxisomal membrane; cytosol. Bases 1 to 3096 code for a protein of 1031 amino acids. Gene Ontology annotation, molecular function: ATP binding; ATP hydrolysis activity. The record is from RefSeq and is a predicted model, not a curated record. NCBI's taxonomy places the organism in Eukaryota, Apicomplexa, Conoidasida, Eucoccidiorida, Sarcocystidae. Gene Ontology annotation, biological process: protein import into peroxisome matrix.